CAAAAAACUUCAGUUGCCUUCCAAACGUGAAAGGGGAAGGGUGUGUCGAAUGUUGUGGCAAAUUACGACUUACGUAAACUUUUUUUGAAACUUGUUAAGUGUGUUAUUGUGCACGAAGAUGUAUUAUUGAGUGAUUAUAGGAUUGUUUUGUUUUGGAUUUGAUUAUAAUGGCGUUAAAUAUGUCCACCGAUUUGACCACUUGUGAAGAUAUUGUUAAAGCUGAAGUAAAAGAAGAAAGAAUACUAGAAAAAGACGCUGGCUUUGUCUCCGGGGGCGAAGAUGAUGAUUCAUGUUCGGGGCCAGCACAUUCUGACGACUCUGGAGUCCGGCUGGUGGAUCCUAUACCAAGGAAACGACCACGAACCCCCACUAAACUCCAACCACCCAAGAAACGAAUCAGAAUCAGCUCAAGAGAUGAUCUCACGAGUCCUGAGAUAGACGCACGAACUAGUCCAUUUCGACCCUGGUCUUUUGCCGACGAACCUCAACAAGAGCCAUUGUCUUUAGUCAAGAAGGCCAGCGAAACUAGCUUGCUUAGGCAAAGACGGAGGCCCAUAGAACCUCCGCCUAUACCGAUCCCGAUUCCUCAACAACCAGGACCUCCAAGAGUUCCGCCACAUCCAGGUGUCAUAGAGUCGUUUUCAGAUAAAAAGAGAGAGCAAAGGAACUAUAAGAACAUGACGAGAGAAAGAAGGAUAGAAGCAAAUGCUAGAGAACGUACAAGAGUGCAUACGAUCAGUGCAGCAUUUGAUACUCUAAGGCGCGCCAUUCCCUCAUAUAGUCAUAACCAAAAACUGUCUAAACUGUCCGUUCUCAGGAUAGCCUGCGCAUAUAUAUCUGCAUUAUCAUCAGCGACAGAGCCUGAUGCAGAUUUAGCGGACGCUGUAGAGAAGGUGACGCAAACGAUUCAUACGGAAGGAAAGUUAAGAAAGAAGAAAGAUGAAUAAGAGCUGAUGAACCAGCCUUGGGUGCUAGUUAAGUAUGUACGUACUUAAAGAUUCAGUGGAGCGAAGUCUCUUGUGUAUGUUCCAAAUUGUUUUGUACAAACAUUCUCUCGGGGAUUCCGGUUGGUUGAAGAUGAAUUCGAGAAUAUUGUAAUAUUUCUUGAUUCCCCGGAAAGAACUACUACAACUACCUCACAACUGUCGCUCCAUUUGACAUUGACAAUCCAAGUUUGACGUUUGGUACAAAGACGACAAUAAUAAGCUUUAUAGAGAAUCUCACGUCUGAUAUUAUGUGCCUGUCAGUACAAAUAUUGUUCCUAAAGUGGUGGUAUAAUUGUGUGAUGAAUACUGGCAACAUAAAUUGAUGUAUGAUUAAUUAUAUUUUACAUGUGUUCUAUCCAGUUUUAAUCCUUACUGACCAUACUAUGAAAACGUAUGCUUUAAGUUCAAUCUUUACGUGUUAAGAUGUCCUUGUCUGUCGAAUAGAUUGUAAAAAGCAGAAUAUAUUAUGUAAAAAGAUCCUAUAUUUAUACUUCUUGAUUAGAGCCGCAUUCAUACGGCUUUUGUUCGAUUAGAAAAAAUAUGAAAUUUGAUUGCACUGUAAGAAAAUAGUAUGGUUCAAAAUGGUGCCUUGGUCAUGCACAUAAGACCUUGUUUCGAUAUUUGAAAACGUUAAAAUAUCAUAAAAUGUGUUGCCACUAAUUGUUAGAACUUACAUUGUCAAAUAUUACGUCGGUUUAAAUAAUAACAGAAGGCUUAGCCAAUCUCACCAUUCCCGCCCAGUAUUAGGAGGUUCUAUGACGAAAAUUAACUAUUUUAACUUUGGCUUUAAUAUAUUUAUUGAAAUGAGUCAGUAAUCUUAAGACAGAAUUGUAUAUUUUAUAUAAUUUAGUAUUAAGUUCAUUUUUGUAAAUAUAGUUAGAUGUACAGUUAUUGUAAAUUGUAAUUUUACGUUUUAAGGCAUUUUCUCUCUCAGGUAUUUAAAUUAUCUCAAAUAUUUUUUUUUGCUUCCCCUUUUCUGGGAGAGGCAACGGAAUAAUUCCAUACAGCCAGGUCUUUUAGAAGAAUGUUAUAUAAAUUCGUAAUUAACUCCAAACUAAGACUAUGUAUUUAAGCAAUCGUCCAUAAACCGAAAUGCCUUGAAAAUUUGUUGUGAUAAUAAUGUAAAUAAUAGUUGAAUAGUUAUUAUAUUAUAAUAAAAGACACAAGCAAUUUUAUUAACGAUAACGGUGAUUGUAAAAUGGCCUUACCAUAGUCAGAAUGUUUUUUUUUAUAUUAUUAUUAGAUGAGACGUUGAAACAAAUAAUUAUAAAUCCAAGUUGUGUUACUUGUUGCUAAGUGUAAAGUAUAUAUUUAAAUAAUUAAUCUGAUGAUUCAACCAUUUACAAGACUUGAAAGGAAAUUAAUAAAUGAUAAAUGAAAAUUUA
Molecule: messenger RNA, 2371 nt
Organism: Leptidea sinapis
Lineage: Eukaryota; Metazoa; Arthropoda; Insecta; Lepidoptera; Pieridae
Gene: net
Product: transcription factor ATOH8
Exons: 2
Coding region: 168-947 (259 amino acids)
Molecular function (GO): DNA-binding transcription factor activity; protein dimerization activity
Source: RefSeq, a predicted model, not a curated record